UAUAAAGAGAUGUCUAAUUAAGUUAAUUUUGGAGAGGGAAAAAUUAAUGAGAAUUAUCCUUCAGCUAUAAAGACAAUGUUGGAAUAGGGUAAAGAUCCAAAAGAAUUGCUAAUUUAAUAUUGUAGGCCUUAAUGUAAAUGGUAUGAUGACAAAUAUGACAGAUGUGUUAAAGCUUUUUUGUCUUUGAAAAAUGCAGAUCCUGAAAAGAAUUGUGUACAAUAUUGAAUAAUAAUUGUGAAAUAGAUGUAUCCCUAUAGAGAUUUGGUGACUUGUGUUGAAGCUUGUGUUUAACCAAAAAUUUAACAUGCUCUUAGAGGAAAUGAAAAUGGAUUCAUAUUUCAUUGAAAUUAGAUGAGCUAAUAUAUAUAUAUACAGAUUAAAAUUACCC
Molecule: messenger RNA, 388 nt
Organism: Paramecium sonneborni
Lineage: Eukaryota; Ciliophora; Oligohymenophorea; Peniculida; Parameciidae
Source: the annotation of a GenBank genome assembly